Pterocles gutturalis (yellow-throated sandgrouse) is the source of this 754-nucleotide messenger RNA. RefSeq names its product family with sequence similarity 103, member A1 (gene RAMAC). Gene Ontology annotation, biological process: RNA 5'-cap (guanine-N7)-methylation. Bases 12 to 368 code for a protein of 118 amino acids. NCBI's taxonomy places the organism in Eukaryota, Metazoa, Chordata, Aves, Pterocliformes, Pteroclidae. Gene Ontology annotation, molecular function: RNA binding. The record is from RefSeq and is a predicted model, not a curated record. The transcript has 2 exons.
AAGUUUUCAGAAUGACUUCCUUGGUUGACAUGCCCCUGGAUUAUGAAAAGAUGUUUGCUCAUCGAUUCACAUCAGAUGAUAAAGAAUACCAAGAAUAUCUGAAACGCCCUGUAGAUCCCCCUCCUAUAGUUGAAGAAUGGAGAAACAGGUCUGGUGGCAACCAGAGAAACCGUGAUAGGUUUCAAGAUGGUAGAUAUUUUAGAGGGGACAGAUACAACUGGCAAGGUGAUUAUAGAUCUAAUCAGAGGCCAGAAAGAGGCUGGGGUAAUAACUACCAGCAGCACAGACAAGGACAAUCGUACUCUUCCCACUAUGGACAAUAUGGCUACAACUCCUACAACCCAGGGCCUCGUUACCAUCCCUACUGAUGAUACUCAUGGUUUGAAAGUCCAGUAAUGCUAUGUAAGAAAUUCAGUUAGACAUCAGUUUUCUUAUUUUUCUGUAGUUUUAUAGAUAACCGAAGAAUCAGAGUUACAGUCCAUUGCUGUUUAUUUGUAGUGUGAAUAGGGGAUACCUUUUAUGUAUAAUAAAAGCAUAUGAUACUGAGUUUGUUUAGAGUCUGUAGAUCGUAGAUUAAAUUUCUAGCUCAUUCUUCUGUCUGAAUGCAUACUAGUAGACUUCUUUCAUCACUGAGACUUAUAUUUCAGAAAACCCAACAGGUCAGGGAAAAUAGCUGUGGUUUGUAUGCAGCCUGUAGCAGUGGCACAUGGCCUUAAAAUAGUUCUUUUUGAAAGUGACAAACUGGUGUCUUUCU